UUCUGUGGAAUGUUUUCCUUCAGUUAAACAUUCCAUAAAUAAUGGGAGUAUAAAUAUAACUACAGAAAACCAGUGGGCUUCAGAAGACAACAUCUCUUUACAUACCGAAGACACACAGAAACUCCAGCCAUGGAAUCAGAGCCAAUCGAAGUGGCAGCCCUAGGAAGACCUUUGUUUCCUGGAAUGCUGUAUGACUGCCGCAAGGAUUCCUUCAUUCCAGGUGUUACUCUUUGGGAUAAGAAAUCAUUGAGUGAAGAUUUGGACAGUCGUCCGCAGCCCAUGACAGAUUUGAAGUUCAGUAGCUCUGAUUCUCUCUCUAGUAAAUCCAGUCUCAUGGAUAUAAGUGCUUCCCUGAAGGCCAGCUUUAUGGGGGGGCUGGUGGAGGUAGGAGGAUCUGCCAAAUACCUGCGUGACACCACAUCCUCAAACAAACAGUCCCGAGUUACAAUGCAUUAUAGUGUAACCUCCAAAUUUGAACAGCUCACUAUGACCCAACUGGGCCAGAUCACCUACCCCCAGGUGUUUGACCAGAAAACUGCAACUCAUGUGGUCACGGCUGUUCUGUACGGAGCUCAUGCCUUCAUGGUGUUUGAUCUGAUGUCUUCAGAAGGUGAAAGCAAGCAGGAGAUUGAGGGAAAACUGAAUGUCAUGGUAAAGAAGAUUCCUGGAUUUUCUAUUGAGGGAGAAGGAUCUGUAAAAAUGACAGAUGGUGAAAAGAAAACCGCUGAGAAUAUCAACUGCACAUUUCAUGGUGACUUUCAACUUGAGCAGAACCCCACCACAUACAUGGAGGCCCUGAAAUUGUACAAUCAGCUCCCCACAAUGCUGAAGGAUGGAGUACCAAUAAAAGUCUGGCUAUAUCCUCUUCAUUUAUUAGACAAAGAAGCUGCUCAGUUAGAGAGAGAAAUCAGCACACGUCUGGUUUCCAACACUGCAGAUAUAAUGGAGGAGCUGGAAGAGGUAGAGAGAACAUACAACGAUCUGUCCAGAAGAACAGAGGUAAAUGUUUUCAGUGACAUUCAAGAGAGGCUGCACUCAUUUCAGAACUCAUUUAGCAUUUACAAGACAGUGCUUCAAAAAGCAGUGGCCAGGGUCCUGCCUGCUAUUCGAGGAGGAGGAGAGGAGGAGGAGAAACUGGCAGACAUCUUGGAGAUCCACUACAGCUCCCCUUUUAAUGCUGACAAGCUUAACCAGUGGUUACAUGAUGCAAAUUCUGAACUUAACCUCUUGAGUUCUCACACCAGGAAGCUGGAGAAGAUCAAAAUUGAAGACUCUGAUGGUCUGAACACCAUCCUCCUUGAUCCUGAUAUUGACGUUGUGGUGUGCUUGACCUUCACGUCUCUGAAGUAUGAAGACCCGUAUCUUUCAGCCCUGAUUGAGUUCCUGAAAUCUGAUAAGUUUAAAGAGUUGGAUGGAAACAAAAAUAUGCUGUCUGAGGCAUCUGUCGGAAAAUGGUUCAAUGAUCCUGAUGUAAUAAGAAAAAUGAGAGAGAACUUAUCUCUCUUCAGAGGUUUUUCAGAAGCCAAUAAAGAUGAAAAGAGAAUCCGCUUCAUUAUUUCUGCUGUCUCUGAUCCCUCCAAUCCAGGCUCCUCUAUCUAUUUGUACGAAAAAGGAAAUCUGACAGACCCACAGUUCAAGCCCGUGUCAAAGCCGCCCCCACCGAUAGUGCAGGAUGUCCAGGACCAAAGUGUGUCCCUGAAACUGCAGAAAUCUCCAAGUGGAGUAACAGUGCAGUACAGAGUAGAGUACAAGGAGGUAAAAGCAGAUUCUGGUGCUGAUGAACAGUGGCUUUUCAUAAACACAGCUGAUGAAGACUUUACUCUGACUGGAUUGGAAUCCGGAAAGCAGUAUUUGAUCCGGUACAGGACAGUGGGUAAAGUGGGAGUGAGUGAAGCCAGUGAUACUGUCAGCCCCAUACCGUCUGCAGCACAAGAUGUGACUGUGGGUGGGAAAGGAGGUGAUCCAUUCUCCUUUAAGAGCUUUUCCAGCAGCAUUCAGAAGAUCAGCAUCACUUACAGUGAGGUGUCACUGAACACAGUUGAGGUGACUUUCAACACUGGCCAGAAGAUGACAGUUGGUAAUGUAGCAGGAUCUAAAGGACAAACAUUUGAACUUGAUGAAUAUGAUAAAGUUGUUGCUGCAACACUGUGGCCAAAUAUUCAAAAUAACAUGUGUGGGGGUUUGGAAUUUGUGGUUGCAAAAAACACUGGUGAAAGAAAGUCAUUUUCUGUUAAGUGUGAUCAACUGGGUGAACCUGUGAGUGUUGAUGUGAAGUCUGGAAGGUGUUAUGGCUUUAUGGGGAGAAGCGGAGAUGAAAUUGAUGCUCUGGGUUUCUACUUUGUUUAAGCUCAAGCUAUCUGUUGCUGACAGUCUCCAAAUAUCUGAACAUCUAAAAAAAAUGACAUCUAAACAGCAAUCAUAUACUCAUAUAUAUCAGGGUUAUUCAAUAUGAUUGGACAUGAUUGGUUAUGAUUGAAGUAUCAGAUUUUGAAUUAAUCAGUGGUGUGUGAAUCAGACAAUUAAAAUAUAUUUUUUAGGUAAAUGGAACCAAAAUAAACAAAUUAAUUUAUGAGUCAGUGAUUAAAUAGUGAUUGUAUUUGAGAAUAUUCUGGUAGAAAAAAAAUGUAUUGAAUCUUAUUCUGUCAUUUAUGUCUAUCGUUAUAUUUCUGUUCUUUAUCAUCUGUUCUGUUUUGUAGCUUGUGGAAGUACAAAAUAUCUUGAUGUACUUGUAGAAUUACAACAAAGAGUUUAACUUGAUUUUGUCUGACACAAGCCGUUUUUUUUUUUUUUUUUUUUUUUUUUUUUUGUGUGUGUGUGUAUUUCAUGAUCUUUUAUUUUAGUUGCUCACAAAGUUGUUGCUCACAAAUUUUCAUUUUUAUGUUCAAAGUAACUAAUUAUAUAUUAACAGUGUGUAUCAAUGUGUGUCCAGGACAAAAGCCAAAGAAAAUUAUGAGGUAGAAAGAGAAAUGUAGAAAAAAAACAACAACAAAAAAGACAUACAUAAGGCAACCUAAUGCAGGCAUCAAGCAACAUGAGUUCACAAAAGUUGAACUUUAUGCAAAUGUGCAGCAAUUGGGAGCAACAGCCAAUAGGAGUGAAGUUAGUGGAGCUGUUAGUGGAG
Messenger RNA from Megalobrama amblycephala (Wuchang bream), 3121 nucleotides. Its product is annotated as cytolytic toxin-alpha-like. The record is from RefSeq and is a predicted model, not a curated record. The transcript is spliced from 5 exons. The coding region runs from base 130 to 2346 and encodes 738 amino acids. Gene Ontology annotation, molecular function: protein binding. NCBI's taxonomy places the organism in Eukaryota, Metazoa, Chordata, Actinopteri, Cypriniformes, Xenocyprididae.